Symbiodinium pilosum is the source of this 1662-nucleotide messenger RNA. The record is from the annotation of a GenBank genome assembly. Lineage: Eukaryota; Dinophyceae; Suessiales; Symbiodiniaceae.
AUGUCCAUAUCUUGCGCAAUCCACUUCGUGCCGGUCGCCAUCGCUGUGAUGGUCCUGGCACCAGCUGCACAGGCAGCUGUGGUGGCUGCAAAUGAAAAGGCUGGGGUCACGGUGACGGCCGAGGGCGUUUCGCAGGACGAGGCGGCGCUACACACCAUGAGAAGAGGUGACGUGGCAGGAGCAUCACUUUCGAGCAUCUCCAGUGAGAGCGGUGACCGGCAAGCCUGGAGUAGAGCCGUCUCAGGAGGGCCACCGGGAGAGCCAACGCUUCUAACGGGGAUGCACGACUGGUUGGGGCCGCGGCUGAACCUGCCGGCGGAUCUGCGUCUCUAUAAAGGCCCUCCUGGCCCACAGGGUCCUACUGGACCCCAGGGUUACACUGGCCCUCCUGGGCCACAGGGACCGAAAGGACCACCUGGCUCAGUCCAUCCGGGACCUCCGGGUCCCGCAGGGGAUCCGGGACCCCAUGGCCCGCAGGGUGAGAGGGGCCCGAAAGGGCCUCCUGGCCCCAGAGGGCCGGCAGGUCCUGCUUACGACGGCGAAAAGAAGGGUGACGAGAUGAUUGACAUGGCCAAGGAUCUCCUGCGAAAGGUUGACACUCUGAACCAGCAGUCCGACGAAGCUGCGGCGAUGCUGGUUGAAGAGAUGAAGGAGCUUGAGCGGCAGCUAGGUCUCGAAGAGAAGGAAAACUUCAUCACGGAAGAUGAGCUGCGACAGAUUGGUGAGCUUGCAUCCGACAUGACGAAGCAGCUCAAUUCCUAUGCAGGCCACCUGGAACAUGCAAGGCAUGGCUUGGCCAUGAAGGCACAUAGCCAGCAGGCGGCCAUGCAGGAGCUGGAGCAAACGCGGGUGCGACAAGAGGCCUUUAUGCUUCACAACAUGGGGCAAGGCUUCGACCCAACACCGUAUAUGGCACAGGCACAGGCACAGCAGAAUGCAUGGGCUCCGGGCGGCAGCAUGGGAGGAGCAGCAUACCACGCACAGAGCCAUCGAUCAGAGGCCCAGGACAAGGGAGUCCUCAGGGAUACGGGCUUCCUUCCCAACUUUACCAAUCGUGGUGCAAAGUACGACGCCGGUGGCAGGAUCACUUUACACAACGAUGCCUUGCGCUGGGUGGUGAAGCCCGCUGAAGCAUCCGAGCGCUUCCCAGCAGGGUCUCAGGUGUAUCGCAAGGUUGCCCUCAUUUACUACCUGACGAAGGAUUGGUCCGCAGACUUUGGCGGAUGCCUCGUUGACAACAUGGAGGACGGGCCGAAAGCCAUUGUUCCGGAGUUUAACUCCCUCGUAGCCUUCUUAGUGCCUCGAGAGCACUGGGUUUCGGAGAUGAAAGAAGGUAGCCCCCUCCGUUACACGCUGUUCGGCUGGCUCCACGAUUUCGAGCCGUACCCGGCUGGGGCGUUGAAGCCUUUGGGCUCAGGGAAUCCCAUCCCAGGCGCCAGCAGCAGCGGCAAGGCUGCGCGGUGGAUCGAGGGAAGCAGCGAAGCGCAAGCAGCGCUGGACGCAGUGGAUGAUGCGAAACGGCAGUGCGAGCAUGGCUUCAGGAUGCGCUUCGGCAUCGCGAAGGAGGACUUACGCCUGGGGGAGGCUACAAGCACGGCGCAAAGGCUUCUGUUCCAAAUGCGGCAGCGGGCGAUCCACAAUCCGCGACUGCUCACAAGCUGA